AUGACUUGUCUUUCCAGGAAGGCAAACGUUGUUGCGUUCUUUCAUCCUUACUGCAAUGCUGGUGGAGGUGGUGAGCGGGUACUAUGGUGCGCUAUUCGGACCAUGCAACAGAAAUGGCCUGAUGUCGAGUUUUUCGUCUAUUCUGGUGAUUAUGAUUCCACGAAGGAGCAGAUACUCUUAAAAGCUAAGCAACGAUUUGGAAUCACCGUGAAUCCGAAAAAUGUGCAUUUUAUUUUUCUUCGACUCCGUCGAUUAGUGGAAGCAGACCUAUAUCCUCGGUUCACUCUUCUGUUACAAACAUUGGCUGGGUUUAUUCUUGGAUUCGAAGCUUUACUGAAACUAAAUCCGGAAGUUUUUAUCGAUAGCAUGGGAUAUGCGUUAACUCUCCCUUUAUUCAGGUGGAUAGCUGGUAGCCGCGUUGCUGCAUAUGUCCAUUAUCCGACUAUUUCUCAUGACAUGAUUGAUUUGGUGUCGCGACGCGAGCGAACAUAUAACAAUGCCGACCUUAUUGUGCAGAACAAUCUUCUGAGCCAUGCGAAGCUGUUGUAUUACCGUAUAUUUGCAUUCUUCUAUGGUCUGUGUGGUCGUGCAACUGAAGUUGUGAUGGUGAAUGGAAGUUGGACAGGUGGACACAUUAGACGUCUAUGGCAUUGCCCGGACGCGAAGGUAGUUUUUCCACCAUGCGAUGUUACGGCCUUUCUUGCACUCGAACAAGUAGCCGAAGAGAGGUUAGUUCAUCACAAUGUCCUGAGAAUUCUGUCGAUUGGUCAAAUUCGUCCUGAGAAGAACCAUAAGAUGCAAUUAGAAGUUAUAAGGAUGUUAAAGGAAGAGUUGGCCAAGCGUAAUAAUAACAUCAAGGUGAGGCGACUACUUUUCAAGGUAUUGUGUGCGAAGUUGGGGCUUGACUCGAAUGUAAACUGGAAGCUCAAUGUGCCUUAUGAGGAGCUGCUUGACCUACUUUCGGAGUCCUUGAUUUCAAUCCAUACAAUGUGGAAUGAACAUUUCGGUAUUUCUGUUGUUGAGGGAAUGGCUGCUGGGACAAUCAUGUUGGCACAUGACUCUGGCGGACCGCAAAUGGACAUCGUUACAUCUAUAGAUGGUUUCUUGGCAGCAACGAAAGAGGAAUAUGUUAGACUCAUACUGCACACUGUGGAAAUGUCACGAAUUGAGCGCGACGCUGUUCGAGAAGGUGCACGAGCAUCAGUGAACAGAUUCAGUGAGAGAGAAUUUGAGCGAAAAUGGAAUGCUGCCAUUGGACCUUUGUUAACGUAG
Messenger RNA from Haemonchus placei, 1272 nucleotides. NCBI's taxonomy places the organism in Eukaryota, Metazoa, Nematoda, Chromadorea, Rhabditida, Trichostrongylidae. The record is from the annotation of a GenBank genome assembly.